UAAACAUACGUCUGAAAUAGUUUGGUGUUGCUGUGCUGUUUUAAUCCAAAUGAACCCGCCCGGUUUCCUUCCACGCGCCUCAUGUUAUUGUUGGGCGGGGCCGCCGCGUGCACGUCAGUCCUCCCAGCAGCCUGAACGGCUCUCAACACGGAACUACGUUUAUUAUUCCGACCCUUCCGACCGACGCAGUGGGAACGUGAACCGGACUUACCGAACUCUCCUCCGUUAGACUGACUGGGGUUAGAGUCGUCGUUAAUAAUGUUCCGCUUGCGGGCCUUGUCUGCGGUUUCGGUGGGGUUUACGCAGGUGUGCCGCCGUUACCACAGUGGGGCAGUGCGAGGACCUGCCCAAAAAAGGCUGAUGCUAGCGGCACUGGUUGGAGUAACUGGUGCGUCUGCUAGUGCGGGGCUGCUUUGGAAAAGAGCAUAUGCUGAUGCAGGACCCUCUGUUCGGCACUCAGAGCAAGCUAGAGGGGAAGAGGCAGAUUUUGUCAGAGAUACAGACUCAGGAAUAGAGUCUGAGAAAUCGGUUGAGUCAAGCAGUGGAGACGAGGAAGAAAAAGAUGAAGAGGGGAAGAAAAAGAAGCCCCGCUCAGGAUUCCGUGACCGCAAGGUAAUGGAGUAUGAGAACAGGAUAAGGGCAUACUCGACACCGGACAAGAUUUUCCGCUACUUUGCCACACUGAAGGUCAUUAAUGAGCAUGGGGAUGCUGAGGUUUACAUGACACCCCAGGACUUCAUCCGCUCCAUCACACCCAAUGAGAAGCAGCCUGAGAAUUUAGGCCUGGAUCAGUUCAUUGUGAAACGCUAUGAUGGAAAGGACUUCUGGCAGACAGAGAAAAUUGCCCAGGAGAGGGAGAAGUUUGCAGACGAGGACAGUAUAUUUUACUCCCUGGGAGAGUGCGGCCUCAUCUCCUUCUCCGACUACAUCUUCCUCACCACCGUGCUGUCCACUCCCCAGAGGAACUUUGAGAUUGCCUUUAAGAUGUUUGACCUGAACGGCGAUGGAGAGGUGGACCUGGAAGAGUUUGAACAGGUCCAGAGCAUCAUUCGAUCCCAGACCAGUAUGGGUAUGCGACACCGUGACCGCUCCACCACCGGAAACACGCUGAAGACCGCCGGCUGCAGCUCUGCUCUCACCACAUACUUCUUUGGAGCAGACUUGAAGGGAAAACUCACCAUCGGCAGCUUCCUGGAGUUUCAGAGAAAGCUGCAGCAUGAUGUGCUCAAACUAGAGUUUGAGAGGAACGACCCCGUGGAUGGGAGGAUCUCAGAGAGACAGUUUGGCGGCAUGCUGCUGGCCUACAGCGGCGUCCAGUCUCGCAAACUCAAGCAGAUGCAGAAGGGCUUGAAGAAAAUGUUUAAGGACGCACAGGGAAUAACAUUUGAGGAGGUGGAGAACUUUUUCACGUUUUUGAAGAAUGUGAACGACGUGGACACAGCUCUGAGCUUCUACCACAUGGCUGGAGCCUCAAUCGACAAAGCUACCAUGAAGCAAGUGGCUCGCACUGUGGCCAAGGUGGAGCUGUCUGACCACGUCUGCAAUGUGGUGUUUGCUCUGUUCGACUGUGAUGGGAACGGGGAGCUUAGUAAUAAGGAGUUCAUAGCCAUAAUGAAGCAGCGGCUGAUGCGGGGGCUGGAGAAACCCAAGGACAUGGGCUUCACUCGGCUGGUGCGUGCCAUGUGGAAGUGUGCCCAGGACACUGCCUGGGACUUUGCCUCACCAAAGACAUAACGGAGACAGAACUCAGAGGCGGGCGCUCCUUUCAACCCAGAAACACUGCGGCCAUCGUCACACGCUGCGUCGUUCCUUCAUCAUUACAAUGACUGAAGCUGCAUUACACUCAGCAGUUUGUGCUGAAUGUAUGUACUAAAGCAUUAUGGGUAUUUGAGGAAUCCUCAUCAGCAGAGACUGAAAACGCUGAAAAAACACUAGAUUCAUUUCCUGCUAUCAACUCAUCAAACUCAGAGAGACAGAAGGAGAAGCUUUCAGUCCGUGACCCCUCUAGCUUCUGUACUUCAUGCUUGGAUGCUCAUUUUUUCUGCAAUAUUUGUACUCCUAUUAUUACUCACUAAAACACUUUAAAAAUGCUCUAUUAAAGAUGUUUUAUUAAUGUAA
Messenger RNA from Oryzias melastigma (Indian medaka), 2118 nucleotides. It is a transcript of the gene micu1, whose product is annotated as mitochondrial calcium uptake 1. Lineage: Eukaryota; Metazoa; Chordata; Actinopteri; Beloniformes; Adrianichthyidae. Gene Ontology annotation, cellular component: uniplex complex. The record is from RefSeq and is a predicted model, not a curated record. Gene Ontology annotation, molecular function: calcium ion binding. The transcript is spliced from 14 exons. Gene Ontology annotation, biological process: mitochondrial calcium ion homeostasis; calcium import into the mitochondrion. Bases 259 to 1734 code for a protein of 491 amino acids.